CCUCCCGGAAGACGUCGUCUGCAAGUUUUAUAUUUUGUGUACUAGGAACUUGACGCUCAAAAAGCACAAAUCACGGAUUGAAGUUUCCAUUUAUUUGUUUUGUACAGUUUUUUACAGAAAAAAACGAUGGCGAAUUGUAUGAAAUCUACACUACUUGUCUUUAACAUUAUAUGUCUGUUGGCAGGACUAGGGGUGUUAGGACUAGGCUUUUGGGUGAUGCUGGAGGGGUCAAAGUUCCUUAUCCUUUUGGAGGCCAGCCUAUUGUCCAAAGCGUCCUACAUGCUGAUUGCUGUUGGGGGAUUCAUCUCAUUCAUAUCGCUGAUUGGUUGCUGGGGAGCGCUCACUGAAAACAGAUGUCUUCUGGGAAGUUAUUUCACCUGCCUACUUCUAAUUACGUUAUUACAAGCUGCAGCCGCUGUUUUGGGCUUCAUGUUCUUCGACAAUGUGGAGAGCUAUCCUGAUAAGUACGUAGGAGACGCUAUUCUAAAGUCGUACAGCUUGGCGGGGAAGAAUCUGGUCACUACUGCAAUAGAUACCCUGCAGGAUAAGUUUAGUUGUUGUGGGUACAACAGCCCGUUUGACUGGGGACAUUCUGAAACCUUCAACACUUCCGUGGUGGCUGUCCCGAUCUCUUGCUGCUUCAACCAGAACGAGCCGAUGUGUAACGAGCAGGUUCUUCCCACAAAGAUCCACAUCAAAGGAUGUAAGACAAAACUGGUUUCCUGGCUGAAGGACAAUGUACAGGUGAUUUCAGCUGUGUCCAUCUGCGUAGUGUUUAUCCAGUUGAUUGCAAUGACCAUUUCAAUGUGCCUAUGUAAGCAGGCCGGAGAGUGGAGCCACCGUGCGUAGAAUACCUAGCUUCACAUGGAACGAAUGAUUAUGGAUCUAGGUUAUGUUCGACCGAUAUAUUUUACACCUACAUACAUAUAUUUGAUAUGUCUGAUUGAUUCAUUUAAACCUAGAAAUAUUUAGGUGAGUUGGUCCAUAAAUUUAAGAUCUAUCUAUAUUUGUGCAUCAAAAUCUAGUAAUAUUUGUGUUUGUUUAAUAUACUGCAUACCGGUAAAUUUUCCGCCCAGUCAAAUUGUCGCCCCUUUAAUAGUAGAAAUCAUUUGCGUGAAGCAUUAAUUUCGCCUUUGACAUGUUUAAAAAUAUGAUUUAUAUAAUAUUUAGGAAUUUAAGUUUAAUUUUCAAAUAAACGAAGAAAAAAUCGUUAUAUUUGAUGGAUGGAUCAAGACAUUUCAACUUUGGCUGUAUGUUUGGAACAGUGAAGUGAAUGGUUUGGAAAUAGCUCUUUAUUUGUGUAUGUUUAAACCAACACCUAGGGCAGCUUUGCUAUUGUAUUAUAGUGUACAUUACUGUUGUAUUAAGAGUUUUAAACAUUUUGUUUUAAAUUGACUUUUCCCACGAUAUUGCUUCCGUCUUUGCGUAUUGCAGAGUUAUCUUCU
Molecule: messenger RNA, 1445 nt
Organism: Mizuhopecten yessoensis (Yesso scallop)
Lineage: Eukaryota; Metazoa; Mollusca; Bivalvia; Pectinida; Pectinidae
Product: CD151 antigen-like
Exons: 8
Coding region: 127-849 (240 amino acids)
Cellular component (GO): membrane
Source: RefSeq, a predicted model, not a curated record